AUGGUAAAAGGAGUGACAUCUAUAGCUAAAACAGAUGAUAAUUUCAUAUGUGCAACUUUAGAUUGGUGGCCAGAAAAUAAGUGUGAUUAUAAUCAAUGUCCGUGGGGGAAAGCUGGUAUCCUUAAUCUGGAUUUGAAAAACAAGAUUCUUACAAACGCCGUUAAAGCAUUCAAUCCACUAAGAAUCAGAAUAGGAGGUUCACUACAAGAUCAAGUUUACUACAAAGUUGGAAAAUUCCCAAAGCAAUGCUCAAACUUUGAGAAAAAAUCAGAUGGCCUUUUUGGAUUUGCUGAAGGCUGUCUCCACAUGAAUAGAUGGGAUGAAUUGCAUGAUUUGUUUAACAAAACAGGGGCUGCAUUAACAUUUUCAUUGAAUGCCUUACUUGGAAGGAUACAAUCAGAUGAAGAUGAUACUCUUUGGGAAGGAGAUUGGAAUCAGUUUAAUGCAAAAUCAUUAAUGAAAUACACUAUUAGAAAAGGAUACAAGAUUGACUCAUAUGAAUUAGGUAAUGAGCUUUGUGCAGGAGGGGUUGCUGCAAAAAUAAAGGCUCAACAAUAUGGCAAAGAUGUCAAGAAAUUAAAGAAACUUAUAACACAUAUGUACCCUGACCCUGCUACUAGACCAAAAAUCUUGGCCCCUGGUGGAUUUUAUGAUGAAGAAUGGUUCAAAACCUUCCUUCAAACUACUGGUCCAGACGUCGUCGACGGAUUGACACAUCAUAUUUACAACCUUGGAGCAGGUGUUGAUCCAACUUUGAUUGACAAACUUCAGGAUCCAUUUUACCUUAGUCAAGUAGCUCAAACAUUUAAUGAUGUUUCAAAUACUGCUAAAUUGUUUUCACCAUCUUCUGGUCCUUGGGUUGGUGAAUCUGGUGGAGCUUAUAAUAGUGGUGGCAAAACCACUUCACAUACCUUUGUCAACGGCUUCUGGUAUUUGGAUCAACUCGGAAUGACAUCAACUUUCAACCAUAAGGUAUACUGCAGACAAUCCUUAAUUGGUGGAAACUAUGGUCUUCUCAACACUACAAGUUUCAUCCCAAAUCCAGAUUACUAUGGUGCUCUUUUGUGGCAUAAGCUCAUGGGAAAGAAUGUGCUUUCUGUUACUCAUGAGGGCUCGCCUUACUUGCGAACCUAUGCUCAUUGCUCAAAGACAAGUGGUGUUACAGUUCUACUGAUUAACAUGGACAAGUCGACAACAUUUGAAGUAUCUGUGGUAGAUGACUUGAACAUGUAUCCUAGUGGGAUUGAGCCUAUACAUCAAAGGGAAGAGUACCAUUUGACACCAAAAGAUGGCAACAUUCAGAGUGAUGUCUUGUUGCUAAAUGGCACUCCAUUGAAGCUUACUGCCUCAUUCGACAUCCCAGAAAUGAAUCCUCAGCUCGUUGAUCCAACGUUGCCUAUCUCCGUUGCUCCACGUUCUAUCGUCUUCGCCACCUUGAGAGGGUUCCAAGCUCCUGCUUGUGCAUAG
This is a messenger RNA of Nicotiana attenuata, 1467 nucleotides long. RefSeq names its product heparanase-like protein 2. Bases 1 to 1467 code for a protein of 488 amino acids. Gene Ontology annotation, molecular function: beta-glucuronidase activity. Lineage: Eukaryota; Viridiplantae; Streptophyta; Magnoliopsida; Solanales; Solanaceae. The transcript has 9 exons. The record is from RefSeq and is a predicted model, not a curated record. Gene Ontology annotation, cellular component: plant-type cell wall; membrane.